AUGACCGGUGAUGAUUGCAUCUCCAUUGGCCGGGGGAGCAGGCAAGUACGAAUCACAAACGUAAGGUGCGGACACGGGCAUGGCAUUAGUAUUGGAAGUUUAGGAAAGUACGAGAAGGAAGAACCUGUGUCUGGAAUUUAUGUGAAGAAUUGCACAAUAUACGACACCGACAAUGGCGUGAGAAUUAAGACUUGGCCCGCAUUGCAUGGUGGCAGUGUGUCGAAUAUCCAGUUCGAGGAUAUCGUCAUGCAAAACGUCAGCAAUCCCAUAAUUAUAGAUCAAAUGUACUGCCCGCAUAACGAAUGCAAUCGCAAGAUGCCAUCAAAAGUUAAAAUAAGCGACGUCAUCUUCAAGAAUAUUCGAGGAUCGUCAAGAACGCCCACAGCCGUUCAAUUGACAUGCAGCAGCAGCGUACCAUGCAAGAACGUUGAACUUUCUAACGUUAACCUCCAGUACACCGGAUCUAAGGGUCCUGCAAAAUCUAUUUGUACAAAUGUUAAGCCUAAGAUUAUAGGAAAGUUGAUUCCGAGAGGAUGUUAA
Messenger RNA from Manihot esculenta (cassava), 540 nucleotides. Its product is annotated as exopolygalacturonase-like. The coding region runs from base 1 to 540 and encodes 179 amino acids. The record is from RefSeq and is a predicted model, not a curated record. The transcript has 2 exons. NCBI's taxonomy places the organism in Eukaryota, Viridiplantae, Streptophyta, Magnoliopsida, Malpighiales, Euphorbiaceae. Gene Ontology annotation, biological process: carbohydrate metabolic process. Gene Ontology annotation, molecular function: polygalacturonase activity.